UAGUCGACUACUACAAAAGAUCCUGUGCCGUACUUGUCACUAGAGAGAAGAAUGGUACAACCUGUGUGGGUUCUUUCAGACAAAGAAGAAUGGUACAACCUGUGUGGGUUCUAUCAGACAAAGAAGAAUGGUACAACCUGUGUGGGUUCUCUCAGACAAAGAAGAAUGGUACAACUUGUGUGGGUUCUCUCAGACAAAGAAGAAUGGUACAACCUGUGUGGGUUCUCUCAGACAAAGAAGAAUGGUACAACCUGUGUGGGUUCUCUCAGACAAAGAAGAAUGGUACAACCUGUACGGGUUCUAUCAGACAAAGAAAAAUGGUACAACCUGUGUGGGUUCUAUCAGACAAAGAAGAAUGGUACAACCUGUGUGGGUUCUAUCAGACAAAGAAGAAUGGUACAACCUGUGUGGGUUCUCUCAGACAAAGAAGAAUGGUACAACCUGUGUGGGUUCUCUCAGACAAAGAAGAAUGGUACAACCUGUACGGGUUCUAUCAGACAAAGAAGAAUGGUACAACCUGUGUGGGUUCUAUCAGACAAAGAAGAAUGGUACAACUUGUACGGGUUCUCUCAGACAAAGAAGAAUGGUACAACUUGUACGGGUUCUAUCAGACAAAGAAGAAUGGUACAACCUGUGUGGGUUCUAUCAGACAAAGAAGAAUGGUACAACCUGUGUGGGUUCUCUCAGACAAAGAAGAAUGGUACAACCUGUACGGGUUCUAUCAGACAAAGAAGAAUGGUACAACCUGUACGGGUUCUCUCAGACAAAGAAGAAUGGUACAACCUGUGUGGGUUCUAUCAGACAAAGAAAAAUGGUACAACCUGUGUGGGUUCUAUCAGACAAAGAAGAAUGGUACAACCUGUGUGGGUUCUAUCAGACAAAGAAGAAUGGUACAACCUGUGUGGGUUCUCUCAGACAAAGAAGAAUGGUACAACCUGUGUGGGUUCUAUCAGACAAAGAAGAAUGUGUGGGUUCUCUCAGACAAAGAAGAAUGGUACAACCUGUACGGGUUCUAUCAGCCAAAGAAGAAUUUAACGAAAUAAAAACAAAUUACAAAUACAAAACAUAACACAAAUUCCGUUCCAAACGCCUUUUUCUGUUAAUAUACGAAAUUGUUCUACACAUAAUAUUUGGUUUGUUAUUGUGUUCUGCACAUGUUUGGAAUUUUGUGCGUACGUUCUUGGUUUUGUCAUUUUUGAUUCUUAGCUUGGUAAGUUUU
Molecule: messenger RNA, 1219 nt
Organism: Gigantopelta aegis
Lineage: Eukaryota; Metazoa; Mollusca; Gastropoda; Neomphalida; Peltospiridae
Exons: 2
Coding region: 90-1043 (317 amino acids)
Source: RefSeq, a predicted model, not a curated record